GGUCGGUGUGGGCACAGAAGUGUGCGAGCACGGUCGGUCUGUGGGCCAAUCUGUGGCGCCGAGUCCUGGCAGGGAAGGAGCAGCCUCGCGCGGUGACUCACCUUCUCUGUCAGGACAGCGGCAUUAUGCUGCGGCGGCGAACUGAACCCCUGCAGACUAGAGUCCACCUUCAGUUUCUCGGACUUCCUCGAACUUUGUCAAACUUAGCAGUAAGUUGGACGCGCGCUCUUUAUUCUCUGGCCUCCAGAGGCUGAAACACUACUCGACUCUUCUCGCUCUGACUCUGUGCAGGCUUUUGGCUGCUUUGUUUUUAGACAAUGAAUUGCCAGCCACAUUUCCCUGGAGUACAGUUAUCAGUUUUAUUUAUCAUAAGCUUUUCUAUCGCUCAUGGAUAUCCGUCAAGUCUGUUUCAGGGCAGCCCAUAUUCAGGAGCCGUUCACAGGCACAGAAACAAAAACUGGUGCGCUUUUAUUGUCCAAAAGAACGUAAGCUGCGCAGUUCAAGGCAGCGUGGAAAGUCACGUUGAACCUGAAGCCGCGCGCUGUCCCGAGCAUCAGCCUGACUGUGAGCCACAGAUGAUAUACCGUACUCAGUUUCGGCCCACUUACAAGAUAGCAUACAAGACUGUGACCGAGCUGGAAUGGAGGUGCUGCCCAGGGUACCAGGGCCCAGACUGCAGAGAACUGAAAGGCUCUCCAAAUGGACAGACGGCAUAUCCACAAUCGUACCGACAGCCACAGCAUGGACAAACUCGACCUGCACAAAGGCCAGAACGACGAGAAACUGGACAAUAUCAUAUCAGACAAACAGCUGACAAAACCCGCAUAUUAGAGGAAGAAGUGCAGCGCCUUUCACAGACAGUUCUGGAUCUUCAAGCAGCCAUGACAGGUAUGGCUGAAAACCUGAGGACAGACUUACAAGAGGACACCAGCAAGAUGCUCAUUACCCUCCUCAAUGACAGGACUUCACCUGACAGCGCAAGAACAGGAGGCACGGAGGAGAGUGUGGUGCAUCUGGAUGGCCACCAGGCAAUGAGAGGCCGCACCCAUGGAGAAAGAGAAAUGGAGACAUUGUUGGCCAGGCUCAACGAUAUGACAGAUGCUCUCAAAAGCAAAGACGAAGCUCUUGAGGAACUGCGGGGAACAGUGACAGGGCAUGACGGGCAGAUACGAAUGCUUAUGGAUAGUUCCUCUCAAGGCCUACCAAUCACAGGUACGGCUGCUCCAGAUAUAGACACUCUUCAGACAUAUGUUGAUGGGAAAUUUGAGAAGCUCAAGAAGGAGCUUGUUGUAAACAUGGAAGAAGAGAUGGCCAAGCUGAAAAAUGCAUGUGAUGAAAAGAUUCAGUCUCUUCCAAAAACAUGUGAAGAUGGAAAGGACAGCAGCUAUGUUAGCCUUACUGAUCUAGUGCACAACAAGGAAGCUGAGCUUAGAAAGGAGAUCCGUGAGCUACGGUUGGAAUUGUCCAUGUCAGAUGGUGUAGUGCGCCCAAACCGACAAACAACCAUUGGAAAAGACGAUGGUGACUACGAUGACUUGAAGAAGGAACUUAUUCGAGUGGCAGAGGCCCAUCGUGUCCUUAAUGCCAGAGUGGACAAUGAGCUAGAGCAUUUGUCCUCACUGAAGAUAGAAGAUGUACUCGGUUCGCAAUUAGAGGACCUGGAGGACAGGAUGAACGUCACUGAGAGGAACGCUGAGACUUAUUGCUUUUAUGUGGAUGAAAAACUUACCAAGGAAAUCAAGGAUGAAGUAGCUAUGCUACGUCAACUCCUGGACCAGAAACUCAAUGCUGUGCAGGAUCAGUUCACUUCCAUGUUGAUCGAUAUGAGAAACAACUCCCUCCCGGAAACGUCUAGCGAUUCUGUCGAUGCACUGCAAAUUCAAGUCAGUGCUAACAGGUACCUUAUAAAGGGGUUGGAGGAUAAGUUUAAUGCAAUUGGGCAGAUAUGCUCAACCGACUGCAAAACCAACCUACCCACCGAAUCCCAAAAGCCAGAAGGUCUGGAUAGUCUUGUAAAGGACGUAACACUUUGUAGAAAUGAUCUGGAUGUCUUACGUUCUGAUUUUGUGAACAACAUAGCAAGGCUUCACGCAUUAGAGGAUACUGUAAAAAUGUCACCUGAAAAACAGUUUAUUAAUGCACAUAUUCAGGACACCCGCAAAAGAAUGAAUGCUUUGACUGACAAUGUUAAUGGCUUGACUGGAGCUAUAACGGGAUUGGGAGACACAGUUAGCAAAUUUAGCCAAGACCUUCACACACUGAACUCCUCAUGUUGCCAGCAGGUAAGCAGUUCCCCCCUUUGGGUAGAAACUGGUGAACCAAUCCACAACCAGAUGAAGGAGCUAAAAGACCAAGUGGAUGCACUAAACGCUCGAGUGACCAUGGAGUUGAGUGUGUGUAAGUUCAACACAACUGGAGUAGUUGAAGGUGUCUCGGCGGUGGACGAUAGGGUGACUGCUCUGGAGAAGAUCUGUGGAAGCCUUGAUGGUGACAGGAACAAUAUCCAGGGCCUUUCAGGGGAAUUGGAGAGUAAGGUGUCACAGAUGAACAGCACCCUGGGCAGUCAUUCAGGAGCGAUCACAGCUCUUCAAAACUCCCUUCUGAAUUUUCAGAGUCAGCUAGCAGGAAUGGCUAAGCAGAUCCAUAAGGACCAUGCAAGUAGAGACCAAGGACUGCUUUUUCGGCAAGAGAGACCUGCGUUUGGCCCUGACACUCGAGCUCCUACACAACCCAUGAGACCUUACGUUCCUCACAUCCACAUACCUUUGAUCAUACCACACAGAACAGUGCCAUCCCCGACCAGCCGUCCUCAUGUGCGCCAGCCACAUGUCCCACACCAGCCCUACUUCCCUCAGCCACCCGGCAGCCCCAGGCAUCCCAUCCACCCCGUACCACCCCACCAACCAGCCGUACACCAGCCAGUGGUGGUCACAGGGCAAGCCGGCCCACCUGGGUAUAUGAACAGAGUCACGGUCAGACGGGAUCAAAGCUCAGAGGACUCAAAAACACCUUUGAAGGGAUUUGCAGGUGCUCCAGGUUAUCGAACUGUCAAUCCGGUCUCAUAUAAUACCAAACAGUCUCGGCCAGAAGCUGCCCAUGUCCCAUACAAUCCUGCAUAUCAAAGGCCCAUUGCAACUCCAGUGUCCCAGCAGAACUCCUUGACAGACCCAUUUUCUUUCUCUGCUGGCCUCACACGGCAGAUGUUCUCAGGGGACUUCGGUAUCAUUUGCUUUGAUAGGGUGCUCGUCAAUGACGGAGGACACUAUAACCCUCAAACAGGGAUCUUUAUGGUGCCCGCUGAUGGCCGUUAUCUGGUGAGCGCUGUUCUAACAGCUCCGCGGGGUGAGCAUGCAGAAGCCGUGCUCUCAGUGUCCAAUCGCAGCGUGCAGAAGUUGGACACAGCGGGUUACUGGAGUGGCCACCCACGGCUGACCCGGGAUCAGUGCAUGUGUGGGGGGUCUGCGUCCUUUAGCCUCAUCCUCCCACUCCGGCAAGGUGACACCGUGGCCUUGGUGCGCACUGCCGGGAAACUGGCGAUCUCUGAUUCUAGAGAGAUCCUCUCCACCUUCAGCGCUAUAUUCCUAUACUCGCCUCAAGCCACGAGAUAACCCCAUCACUGAGAGGGAUGCUAACGUGACUUUUAACACAACAUUUCUGCAAAAAUAGAUUUUUAAAGGUGGAAAUUGGAAUGUGUUUGAGGUGGUAAAAUAUCAAUCACGAAUGCACUCGCACAAUCACAAAGAAAAAAAGAGCAUACCAUUAGAUUCUAGUAGUAUAUGUGCAACAAUCUAUAUAGUUUUUUUUUUUUAUUGUGAUCUUAAAAUAUCUAUAAAAUGUAAAAGGUUUAUAUAUUUUUUGCAACGUUAAAUUAACAAAUGCAUAUUUUUUAUUUAGAACAGUUCAGUUUGAAUAUCACUUCUUUUACAACCAAUAUUUUUUAUCUAUAAAAAAAUAAAUAAAUAAUCUACCAUGAU
Cyprinus carpio (common carp) is the source of this 3974-nucleotide messenger RNA. RefSeq names its product EMILIN-2-like. The coding region runs from base 318 to 3608 and encodes 1096 amino acids. Lineage: Eukaryota; Metazoa; Chordata; Actinopteri; Cypriniformes; Cyprinidae. Gene Ontology annotation, molecular function: protein binding. The record is from RefSeq and is a predicted model, not a curated record. The transcript has 10 exons.